Molecule: messenger RNA, 999 nt
Organism: Nothobranchius furzeri (turquoise killifish)
Lineage: Eukaryota; Metazoa; Chordata; Actinopteri; Cyprinodontiformes; Nothobranchiidae
Gene: mrps25
Product: mitochondrial ribosomal protein S25
Cellular component (GO): mitochondrion
Molecular function (GO): structural constituent of ribosome
Source: RefSeq, a predicted model, not a curated record
CGGUGGCUAAAACGUCAUCAUUUUGCGUCAACUUGGCGUGCUUGCUUGUCUGAUUGAGAGAGGCGUAAGACAUUUGUGGAUAUUUUGUUAAAGAAUAAAGCUUUAGGAUGCCUAUGAAAGGAAAGUUUCCGAUCAGACGGACGCUUGAGUAUCUCAAGAAGGGUGACGUCAUCUUUAAAAACAAGGUGAAGAUCAUGACGGUGAAUUACAACACUUCCGGAGAGCUAAGCGAAGGAGCAAGAAAGUUUGUUUUCUUCAAUAUUCCCCAGAUCCAGUACAAAAACCCGUCGGUCCAAAUAAUGAUGUUUAAAAACAUGACACCAUCCCCGUUCUUGAGGUUUUAUCUGGAUGAUGGAGAACAAGUACUGGUGGACGUGGAAGGGAAGGACUACAAGCAGAUUUCACAACAUAUUAAAAAAAUCCUGGGCAAAUCAGAUCAAGUGUUAGAAUCUGAAACUCAGGCCAAGAUGCAGGCCUCCAACCCCGCCAACUUUGGCCCAAAGAAGUACUGUCUGAGGGAGUGCAUCUGUGAAGUGGAGGGCCAAGUACCGUGUCCCAGCAUCAAGCCACUGCCUAAGGAGAUGACGGGAAAAUAUCGGGCUCGGAUGGCAGAGGCACAGGAGUGAGAAGCUGGAGUUUUACUGGAAAAUAUUUUCUGUUUAUUUUGCAUUUCAACAACAGACUGUUAUUCAGCUCCAGCCUAAAGCAGCAGAAGCCCACCGAACCCACGACCGGCUUCUGUAAAUACCCAAACAUACCCUCAUUGCAGGAAAAACUGCUCAGAUAAAAGACUCAAGUGCUCGUUGUUAUCUUGGCCUCCCAACCUUUCUGGUCCUGAUCCUACUGAGCAUGUGCAAGACAGGCUGAAACAUGGCUGAUCCCUGCUGCCCACAGUAGUUAGCGACAACGGUCACCAUAUUUUAUUAAUGUUUUUUAAUCAACACUGCGAUGGAAAUGUUUUGCGUUAAUAAAAUGGUUUUGUCUCUUUUGUUAAAAGCA